Messenger RNA from Episyrphus balteatus (marmalade hoverfly), 606 nucleotides. RefSeq names its product baculoviral IAP repeat-containing protein 5 (gene Det). Lineage: Eukaryota; Metazoa; Arthropoda; Insecta; Diptera; Syrphidae. Bases 114 to 542 code for a protein of 142 amino acids. The record is from RefSeq and is a predicted model, not a curated record. The transcript has 3 exons.
AAAUAAACCGCCAUCAAAAGACGCUAAAAUUUUAAUUCAAAAAUAUUUUUUUCCAAAAGAAUUUGUUUCAUUUCAUUAAAUAAAUUAAUUAAAAAAGAACUUAUUGAAAAAUAAUGGUUGCUGAAAUUGAAAUUGAAGGUGCUGAAAAACUUUUCAUAUUCGAAAAACAUCGUUUGGAGAGUUUCAAAUCGUGGCCAUUUGCCGAUGAUCAAGCAUGUAGUAUCAAAAAUAUGGCAGAAGCAGGAUUCUAUUGGUGUGGCAAUGAGCGAGAAACUGAUACAGCCGCUUGUUUUGUCUGUGAUAAGAUUCUUGAUGGUUGGGAGGCAACAGAUGAUCCGUGGAAGGAACACGCCAAACAUGCUCCUCAAUGCAUGUUUGUUAAAUAUCGAAAACCAGAAAAAGAUUUUACAGUUGAAGAAUUUUUAGAUCUCUUUGGCAAUGUCAUCAAAGGACAUCUCAACAAAAUUGGAAUGUCUCUAAAGAAACGUAUUCGGCAGACCUAUGAAAAACAUAUGAAUAAGUUUUUAAGUUCUUGUACUUAGUUUUAAGUAAGUUAAAUUAAUAAAUCAUCAUCUUCAUUAAAUUUUAUAUGUAUUUAAAUUUGAA